AUGUUCCUGAACAAAUUCGCCGUACUUACCGUUGAGGAACCACAAGAGCCUGAACAGGAGCAGAGAGCCUCCCCUGGAUCGCAGAAGCUCGUAAAGGUGGAGCUGGUUAAGAAUGACGAGAAUAAGGCAACACCUUCGUAUUUCGGCCAUAUGUUCUUCAAGGCGUUCUGCCUGUUCCAGGAUUUGCAUAAUAUACGGGCAUUCAUCUCCCAUACCUGGUCGGAGUAUCGAGACAAAAGGAUCGAUCUCAUGAAUGCUGCUCUCGUGACUGAUAGCGCAUUGCAACUUGCGCGAGAUCUGGCGCAGGAGGUGGUGGAUGACUGGGCUUCUUCCACCCUCUCUCCCGACGACAACAUUCAGGACCUGGUGUUCAAAGCUGCCUGUGUCAUCCGGCGUAUCCUUCCGAAUCCCUCCGCUGAGAUCGGCCUGCCAUACAACAAACACAUGGCAGAUGUAGCCGAGUGGUGCUAUUUGCCAACAUGGGUCAUCCUGGGAUCGUCCGCACGUGUUUUGCAGGAUAACCAUCUUCCGGUCUUCAAGAAAGGCUAUUUCGGUAUUUACGACCCCAAGGCAAACAGAGCGGGGAUGUCUCUGGGUCAGAAAUUCAACGAAGACAAGAUCCUUCUUCAAUUCUUACCGGAGUUUUGCAUGAUUGGUACAUUCGGUAUUCGCAUGCCUAGCUCGGAUUCGAUUACUAAGGGUCUUAUUGAGUUUCGCAAAACCAAAAAGGUCGAUCCAUGGCUUUGCUUCGCCUCCCAAAUUCUUCUUGAUGUUCAUCAUACCAUGCGUUACAACACUUUAAGUGUAUUGGACGACCUCCGGAUGUCCGGACUGCGCAUUCAAAAAUCAUUGAAGACUACUUGA
Molecule: messenger RNA, 864 nt
Organism: Aspergillus oryzae RIB40
Lineage: Eukaryota; Fungi; Ascomycota; Eurotiomycetes; Eurotiales; Aspergillaceae
Exons: 1
Coding region: 1-864 (287 amino acids)
Source: RefSeq, a predicted model, not a curated record